This is a messenger RNA of Hymenoscyphus albidus, 331 nucleotides long. NCBI's taxonomy places the organism in Eukaryota, Fungi, Ascomycota, Leotiomycetes, Helotiales, Helotiaceae. The record is from the annotation of a GenBank genome assembly.
AUGUUUGCGCUUGGGUGCGGUUUCCUCAAUACUUGUCGCUUUGCGGAUGUUGAUGGCAAGCUCACCGUCCGACCUGCAUCGCACAUAGAUCAGUAGGUGUACAAAUGAUACUGCUCAGCAGGAAAGGAAAUGUUUAGACUGACUUGGAUUGGUUCACAUUUCUCGUUGUAGGAGCAUACUGCAGAGAAGACAUCUUGAGAAGCGCUUAACGCGCAGCAGCGAAGGCCGCAAAUACCAAUACGCAGAUGAGAAAAGAGCGUUCUGCAAAAUCGCUGAACAAAGAAUAGAGGGGAACCCGUUGAAGACAAGCCUACGACAGACUGGUAGGUAG